Aspergillus vadensis CBS 113365 is the source of this 1209-nucleotide messenger RNA. Its product is annotated as ankyrin repeat domain-containing protein. The record is from RefSeq and is a predicted model, not a curated record. Bases 1 to 1209 code for a protein of 402 amino acids. The transcript has 4 exons. Gene Ontology annotation, cellular component: cytoplasm; nucleus. Lineage: Eukaryota; Fungi; Ascomycota; Eurotiomycetes; Eurotiales; Aspergillaceae. Gene Ontology annotation, molecular function: protein binding.
AUGUCUUCUAUCUCAGACCCAAUCACCGCCAAAUGGCAACUGCGUAAAAACGACAAUUGCGAUUUCUACAUCUGGGCCAACCAUCGCAUUGAAAAGCGCAGUCAUGCGAACCCCAAGAAGAAGACCCAGAUCCUCUUGAACGGAAAAGCGAUCGAUGAGAAAACUAUUCAGAAGAAUAUCCCGCGGCAGGUGUCGACUUAUGAUCAAGCACGCGCAGCGGCUGCAAGUCCAGCAACACCUCAAGGCUACAGCAUCGUAACGCCUGCUGGUUCGACCCCACGCCAGCCCCAAGACACUUUGGCGAGACCAAGCGAGACCCCAUCGUCGAGCCAACCUGCAUCACUUGAAAGUGACAUAACAGACAAAGAAGAGCUGACCGAAAUUAAAUUGCUUGCUGAAGUCAUGCAAGACUGUGGGUCUUUCCUCUCUCUAUGGGGCCAAAUGAAUGUUUCUACUUCCCGGAGAAAUCUGGCUGAACUAUAUACUUCGGUUGCUGAGCGGAUCAUUACGGAUACUUGGGAUCUCCAAUCACAUCCCCGUCAUACAACUCGUCUACUGCCGGUUCUAGGAUUCGACAUCCUGCACUCCUCAUACAAGGAUGACUUUGAACGAGUUCAGCUACAGCUACGGAAUCUACCGCAGGAUAUCUAUGCUGAUACCGUCCGUACUGCGAGGUUCAUCGCAUCGGCAAAAGGCUGCGUCAAUGCGGCAGCAGCCCUGUUUGACAAUGAGCCCAAUGUAGAUUCUCGUGAUUCCAAGGGACAGACAUGCCUUGGGAUAGCGGUGCUUCAUAAUCACCCAGCGAUGGUUUCAUUUCUCAUCGCCCGAGGAGCAAAUGUCAAUAACAGACGCCGCGACGGGCAAACGGUGUGGACCCAGAUUUGUACAUCGGAAGAGCAUGGAACGGUGUCUCAGAUACUGGCCAAUGCUGAUGCCCAUGUGAAUACCACGGUUAAUUCCGUCAAUGGUCUUUACAUCCCUGCCGCUGGCGGUCAUAUCGAUGACGUCCGUCGUCUGCUUCGACGGGGGAUGAACCGAUCCAGUCAAACACCUUUCUCGUGGGCUCUGCUAAAUUGGGCUAGAUCGAGCGACGUUGUGAAGGCUCUUGUUGAAGCGGGUGUGGAUGUGAACACGCUUUCUGAUUCUGGGGCGACACCACUUGCAAUUAUUGGAAAAGACCCUGGAGAGAUCAGGGAUUACCUCAUAUAG